Camellia sinensis is the source of this 1975-nucleotide messenger RNA. RefSeq names its product glycine-rich protein. NCBI's taxonomy places the organism in Eukaryota, Viridiplantae, Streptophyta, Magnoliopsida, Ericales, Theaceae. Gene Ontology annotation, biological process: NAD-cap decapping; nuclear-transcribed mRNA catabolic process. The record is from RefSeq and is a predicted model, not a curated record. Gene Ontology annotation, molecular function: mRNA 5'-diphosphatase activity. Gene Ontology annotation, cellular component: cytosol; nucleus.
UCAGAGACACAGAAAGGAUCGAAAUCAAUCGAAGAGAGAGAGAUUGGAAUGGACUUCUCAGAGCAUGACAUAGACUUGUUCGGAGACGAUGAAGACAACGACGACGACGAUCAACAAGAACAACAUCAAGUCAGGGACGAGGCCAACAACAACGAAGAGGAAGAACAACACCGAUCUUCUUCAGCUUCGUCCUCAUCUUCUGCGGCGUCUUCUUCCUCUGCUUCAUCGUCGAAUCGGAGUGGCGGAGGAGAGAGCAGCAGCGGCACCGGAAGUGGAAGCGGUAGCGGAAGCGGAAGUGGAAGCGCGAGCGGUGACGAAGAAGAAGAAGAGAAUGGGGAAGUGAGGUCUGGUUUUUAUGAUGAGAAUGAAGAUAAGGAUCUGUUUGGGUCUGAUAAUGAAGAUUACUGUAAAACCCCUGCUACUAGUACUUACCCUGUGCCCGCUUUGCCUACCAUACGAAAUACUAACAACCAUACAAGAGGGGGUUUUGGGCGUGGUCGUUGGCAAAAUGAUAGAGGCGCUGGCCUCCUUCCCCGACCUGGACCUUAUCCUCAAAGGCAGAACUUUGGUCAUGGUUCAAAGUUUUUUAACGCUCGUCAUGAUGAACGCUUUGUUUCUGAAUUGAAGCUUUCAAAGAGUGAAGAAACAUUAUCGAGGAAAUGCAUAGCUUUUCAAGAGCCAUGCGAACAAGCUUGCUACAGUCGGGUAGAAGGUGGAGAUGUCUUCUUUGAUGACCGCAGCUUGAGGCUUUUCAAGCGUCUUAUUACUGAAGAUAUUGGAGCUGACCUGAAUGAUGGUUUUGAUACUUUUAUUGAGAAGAAAGAUUUGGGUUCUCAGGGUUUUGGCGACCUUCUUGCUUGCAUAAGAAAUAAAAAUAUCCCACUUCAAAAUAUUCAUUUUGUGACAUAUCGUAACAACCUCAAUAAGAUAUUGGCUACUGCAUAUAUCAGGCAUGAACCUUGGGAAAUGGGGGUGCAUAAACGGAAUGGGGUUGUCUAUCUUGAUGUGCAUAAACUACCAGAAAGGCCACAAAGUGAGCUGGAUCGCCGGAGAUGUUAUUGGGGAUAUUGUUUUGAGAGCCUUGCCACUGAAGAUCCAAGAAGAGCUGAUGGAGAAGGGAUACAUCAUGUUGAUGCCAAUGUUGAAUUUUGUUCUGUAAUUAAAACCAAAUUAGGAGCUCAUCGUAUUUUCAUGGGUGCUGAAAUGGAUUGCUGUGAUUCAACUGAUGACGGAAGGAGGUUUUAUGUGGAAUUGAAGACAAGUCGAGAGUUGGAUUAUCAUACUGAGGAAAGAUAUGAGAGGGAGAAAUUGCUCAAGUUCUGGGUACAUUUCCUUCGUAGAUUGACUAUGAAUGUCUUUACUUUUUCUUUGAUCCAAUCAUUCUUAGCUGGUGUUCCUUAUAUUGUUAUUGGAUUUAGGGAUGAUGCAGGCCGACUUGUCCGCACAGAGAGACUAAGAACCAAAGACAUAACACAGAGAGUAAAAAUGAAGAACUAUUGGCAGGGAGGAGUGUGCCUGGCUUUUGCUGAUGAGGUGUUAUGCUGGCUCUAUGGGACAGUCAAAGACAAUGAAGACUACAUAUUGCAGUUUGCUCAUCCAUUCAACCGUUUAGAGCUUCUACAAGCGCAGUCUUGUCCCGAUGUAAUUACUAACCACGUUGAGCAAUUAUAACUGUCGAAAAUAGAAACCCAGAAAAUUAUACAAUGCAAUUAUGAAAUGAGCAAAAGAAUGAGGGGGACUGGGGAUGUUUAAGAUAUUAACUUUAUUAUAUAUGGGAUUAGUGUAAUUUUUGUUAUAACUUUUGGAAAUACAAUUUCAUUGCACGUACGGUGAAGUUAUCUGCGGCUUUGUUAAGACCGGCAGAGCUCUUUUUGUCCAUUUUUUCAGAGGGAGUUCAAGAAAUGUAAAAGUUGAUUGAACUCAUUAUUGAAGGGAAAUUUUUUAUUUAUCUACUUAUGAUGUUACUAUUCAGGAA